Molecule: messenger RNA, 4111 nt
Organism: Gambusia affinis (western mosquitofish)
Lineage: Eukaryota; Metazoa; Chordata; Actinopteri; Cyprinodontiformes; Poeciliidae
Product: neprilysin-like
Biological process (GO): amyloid-beta clearance; protein processing
Cellular component (GO): plasma membrane
Molecular function (GO): metalloendopeptidase activity
Source: RefSeq, a predicted model, not a curated record
CUUGUAAUUAGGCAGCCUAAGGAGUUGCUAUGACAACAAUAAACAAGCCAUAAGCGGAGCUUACGACUGUUUCUACCUAACUUAUAAACGUGAGAUGCUGCAGCCGGUGAAAGAGGUGACCUGAGAAUGACAGAGACCGAUACUCCAAAAUUGGCGAAGAAGCCCCAUUGGACCUCUCUGGAAAUCGGCCUCAUUACUAUCACCUCUUUGUUCUUCAUUGUCAUUGUUGUCCUCAUCAUCAUGUUUGCCACCCAGUCCGAUAAAAUCUGCACCACAGCUGACUGCACACGGUCAGCAUCUCGUCUCAUUGAGAACAUGGAUGCUACCAUGGAUCCUUGUGACAACUUCUAUCAAUAUGCCUGUGGAGGAUGGCUGAAAAAGAACAUAAUCCCAGAGGCCCACACUAAAUACGGCUUGUACAACAUCUUAAACGCCAACUUGGACGUCAUCCUCAAAGGUGUCCUUGAAAAGAAGGUGGAGAGGGAGGCUGCUGCUCUCACCAAGGCAAAGACACUUUACAAGUCCUGCAUGAACAUCAACUUAAUUGAGCAGAAAAGAGGAGCUCCUUUGCUCGACAUGCUGCCAGACAUCUUUGAGUGGCCCAUGGCUGUGGACAACUGGGAGGAUAAUUAUGGGAAAACCUGGAGGUUAGAGGAUGUCAUUGCCAGGUUAAAUUGGAAAUAUGGAAUUCAAGUCCUUGUUAACUUUAUCAUUCGCGCUGAUGACAGAGACUCCACUUCACACAUCAUUUAUUUUGACCAACAAAUGUCCUUUGGCCUCUUGUCCAGAAACAUCUACAGCUGCAAGGGUCGCUUUGCAAAGGCAUGCCGAGCUUAUGAGCAGUUCAUGUUUGAUCUGGCAAAGCUGAUCCGCACUGACCGGGGACUGAAAAUCGACGAAACGGGCUUAAGAGCAGAGGUGACACGAGUUGUGGAUUUGGAGAAAGACAUCGCCAGUGCCACUGACUCACCGCAGUGGAGGGAUCCAGUGUUGCUUUACAACAAAAUGGAAUUGAGGUCGAUGAAUAGAAUAUUCACUUUUGAAGUUGACUUUCAGAAAUUCAACUGGAGUUACUACACAGCUAAGAUAAUGGACACCGUGAACAUCAAGGUUCCCAAAUCGGAAAAGAUCAUCAACUACUCCCCAUACUAUUACGGAAAACUCAAAACUGUAUUAGCCAAAUACACCAAGAGGGAUGUGCAAAACUAUGUGGUUUGGCGGUUUGUUAUGCAAAUGGUAGGUGAGCUGAGUCGAGCUUACAGAAACACCAGGAAUGCUUUCCUUAAGGUCCUGACCGGUAAAACAGCAGAGGAUGCCUUGUGGCGACGGUGUGCACUGUAUGUCAAUAGCUACCUGGACAAAGCUGUGGGACGGCUCUAUGUGCAGGAGGCUUUCUCUGACAACAGCAAAGAGCUGAUGGAGGAGAUGAUUAAAGAUAUUCGGGAAGUUUUCAUUAGUAACCUUGAUAACCUCUCCUGGAUGGAUGAAGAGACCAAAAAAGCAGCAGAAGAGAAGGCUCAAGCUAUCCGUGAACGCAUUGGUUAUUCUGAAGACAUCAUGAAUGACGAAUAUCUAAACGAUGAGUACAAAGAUCUGAGCUACAGUGCAGAGGAGUACUUUAAAAACAUCCUGCAGAACCUGGAGUAUGUGCAGAAGAAACGCCUGCAGAAAUUGCGAAAAAAAGUCAACAAGGAUGAGUCAGAUGCUACAGCCGGUGAAAGAGGUGACCUGAGAAUGACAGAGACCGAUACUCCAAAAUUGGCGAAGAAGCCCCGUUGGACCUCUCUGGAAAUCGGCCUCAUUACUAUCACCUCUUUGUUCUUCAUUGUCAUUGUUGUCCUCAUCAUCUUGUUUGCCACCCAGUCCGAUAAAAUCUGCACCACAGCUGACUGCACACGGUCAGCAUCUCGUCUCAUUGAGAAAAUGGAUGCUACCAUGGAUCCUUGUGACAACUUCUAUCAAUAUGCCUGUGGAGGAUGGCUGAAAAAGAACAUAAUCCCAGAGGCCCACACUAAAUACGGCUUGCACAACAUCUUAAAAGCCAACUUGGAGGUCAUCCUCAAAGGUGUCCUUGAAAAGAAGGUGGAGAGGGAGGCUGCUGCUCUCACCAAGGCAAAGACACUUUACAAGUCCUGCAUAAACGAGAGCUUAAUUGAGCAGAAAAGAGGAGCUCCUUUGCUCGACAUGCUGCCAGACAUCUUUGAGUGGCCCAUGGCUGUGGACAACUGGGAGGAUAAUUAUGGGAAAACCUGGAGGUUGGAGGAUGUCAUUGCCAGGUUAAAUUGGAAAUAUGGAAUUCAAGUCCUUGUUAACUUUAUCAUUCGCGCUGAUGACAGAGACUCCACUUCACACAUCAUUUAUUUGGACCAACAAAUGUCCUUUGGCCUCUUGUCCAGAGACUACUACACCUGCAAGGGUCGCUUUGCAGAGGCAUGCCGAGCUUAUGAGCAGUUCAUGUUUGAUCUGGCAAAGCUGAUCCGCACUGACCGGGGACUGAAAAUCGACGAAACGGGCUUAAGAGCAGAGGUGACACGAGUUGUGGAUUUGGAGAAAGACAUCGCCAGUGCCACUGACUCACCGCAGAAGAGGGAUCCAGUGUUGCUUUACAACAAAAUGGAAUUGAGGUCGAUGAAUACAAUAUCCACUUUUGAAAUUGAUUCUCAGAAAUUCAACUGGAGUUACUACACAGCUAAGAUAAUGGACACCGUGAACAUCACGGUUCCCGAAUCGGAGAAAAUUAUCAACUACUCCCCAUACUAUUACAGAAAACUCAAAACUGUAUUAGCCAAAUACACCAAGAGGGAUGUGCAAAACUACGUGGUUUGCUUUGUUAUGCAAAUGGUAGGUGGGCUGAGUCGAGCUUACAGAAACACCAGGAAUGCUUUCCUUAAGGUCCUGACCGGUAAAACAGCAGAGGAUGCCUUGUGGCGACGGUGUGCACUGUAUGUCAAUAGCUACCUGGACAAAGCUGUGGGACGGCUCUAUGUGCAGGAGGCUUUCUCUGACAACAGCAAAGAGCUGAUGGAGGAGAUGAUUAAAGAUAUUCGGGAAGUUUUCAUUAGUAACCUUGAUAACCUCUCCUGGAUGGAUGAAGAGACCAAAAAAGCAGCUGAGGAGAAGGCUCAAGCUAUCCGUGAACGCAUUGGUUAUUCUGAUGACAUCAUGAAUGACGAAUAUCUAAACGAUGAGUACAAAGAUCUGAGCUACAGUGCAGAGGAGUACUUUAAAAACAUCCUGCAGAACCUGGAGUAUGUGCAGAAGAAACACCUGCAGAAAUUGCGAAAAAAAGUCAACAAGGAUGAGUGGUUAUUUGGAGCUGCUGUUAUCAACGCCUUCUACUCAGCCAACUUAAAUGAAAUAGUGUUUCCUGCUGGUAUCCUUCAACCCCCUUUCUUUAACAAAGGCCAGCCUAAAUCUCUCAACUACGGUGGAAUCGGGAUGGUAAUCGGUCAUGAGAUUACACAUGGCUUUGAUAGCAAAGGUCGCAACUUCGACAAGGACGGCAAUCUGAAGGACUGGUGGACUCCUGAAUCUACUAGAAAAUUUCUGGAACUCUCAAGGUGCAUCGCUAAUCAGUACAGCAGCUUUUCCUGGGACCUGGCUAAUGGUCUACGUUUGAAUGGCAACAAAACCCUCGAGGAAAACAUAGCUGACAAUGGAGGGAUCCGACAGGCAUACCAGGCAUACAAGAAAUUUGUGAAGAGGAAUGGAGAGGAGACCCCACUGCCUGGGAUUGACCUUUCACAUGAUCAGCUCUUCUUUCUUAACUUUGCACAGAUUUGGUGUGGAUCAUAUCGACCUCAGCAAGCUGUUAAUUCUGUUAAAAUGGAUAUACACAGUCCAGGGAUGUUCAGAGUACUUGGCUCUCUUCAGAAUUUUCCAGAGUUUGCCAAAGCAUUCAAGUGCAACAAAAGCAGCAACAUGGUCUCUGACAAUGUUUGUCGUGUUUGGUGACCUAAAGACCAAACAUGGUCUUUAGGUCCAUGAUACCUCUUCCCUUUAACUGCUGGAGCUCUCAUGGAGGAUUACAGGGAUAUAGAAGCUUCCCUUUGUUCUUUACUGGAUGGACCAUGGCUGGUGAACAGGCAGUGCAACAUGCACUUCAUCCAAG